GUCGGUAGUCGCUACAGUGAGCGGAGCUGCGAGCUCAGACGGGAGGGGAUUUCCACUGAACACUGUUUCCUUUACUUGUUUUGCUUUCGAUCUGGACCUGAAGUCGCUGUAAUUUAAAGUUUUUCUUUGUAUCUGCACGUAGAAAAUAAAGCACAGCUCGGUCGCGUUCUGGACGACUUUACUUACCCGUAACCGAGGCUGAAUUUCCACAGAUUGCACAGGCCAGUAUGCCCGUGGAGAGAAUGCGCAUGCGGCCAUGGCUGGAGGAACAGAUAAACUCGUGUAAAAUACCAGGGCUCAAGUGGGUCAACAGGGAGAAGAGAAUAUUUCAGAUUCCGUGGAUGCACGCUGCACGGCACGGCUGGGACGUGGAGAAAGACGCACCUCUCUUUCGAAACUGGGCCAUCCACACAGGCAAAUAUCAGCCAGGGGUGGACAAGCCUGACCCAAAAACAUGGAAAGCGAACUUCCGCUGUGCGAUGAACUCUCUGCCUGACAUUGAAGAGGUGAAAGAUAAGAGCAUCAAAAAAGGAACUAAUGCCUUCAGAGUUUAUAAGAUGCUGUCAGCGUCUGAGAGACAAUCAAAGAGAGGAAAGAAGAGGUUAGAUAAGGAACCAAAGAUAAAGGAAGAGCAGCCGUGCCCUGUGUCCUCUGCCUGGGAGAGCACCAACGGCUAUGCCAUGAGCACAGUGGGAGCAGGAGCCGUCACAGUCAAGCAGGAAGCAGACCAACCAGCGGCCACAGAAAUGGGCGGUCGCAGCCCCUCAGAAGACCACCUGAUCAUCCCAGAUGUGUGUCAGACCAUCGAGGUAAUGACAGAGAACGAGGAGCAAGCCGUGAGCUCCAGCCACCCCUACCCUCUCCAGAUCUCUCCAGUGUCCUCAUAUGGAGAGAGUGACACUGACAGUGUGCAGAGUGAAGAAGACACAGAAAAGCAUGUCCGAUCUACAUGGGGAUUGAACCCUGUGGACAGCUCUGGGAUGAGGACAUCUUUACCCAGCAUGUCCACUUUCAUCAGCCCGACCAAGCCCAACUUCAGGAUCACCACCGUCCGAGACUCCUCUUCUCUUUCUCUUCAUGGCCCCCACAGCAGCGGGGCAUCAUGGACCAUUCUGAACCCUUCGCCUCGUCCUGUUUCACACCCCCCGGGGCCGUCCGGCCAGCCUCCAAUCGGCGAGAAACGGGCCAGCGUCAUCAUGAAGACAUCGGACGUCUCCAAGUCUGUCAAGAGCUGCUGAGUAAGGCUGUGGUUCUGGAGUCCUGAGCCUGAGGCUUGUCUGGACUUUAAAACAGAGCAGAGACCUGGGCAGCGAUACGUUGCCCCCCAGUCGAGGAUCUCACAGCCGACAUAAACUGUUCUAAAGGAUGUCUGGCUGGCUGAGAGGAUUGUUAUAGCCAUAAAUGAGGAUGUAUGUCCUAAUAUCCAGGGCAGUGUGCAUUCUCCUAAUGCAACUCUAGGCCUUAAAUUCAGGGAGAGGUACAUUGGUAUUGUACAGUACAGUACAGCAGAGUACAGUACACUGAUGCUGAUCUCAAAACUGCCAUUAUCAGGGGUGUUUCCAUCUCUUGUGGAAUCUGUAUAUAGAGGAAUAGUGGAGAGUCACCUUAUAGCACCUUAUAGAAAAGCACUGAAUGAGGUAACCUGUGGCCUUUUUUCUCCUCCGUAACCCCAGGACCUCGGAGGAGGAGCUUUCUUUGUCAAUCAGUGGCUCGGCAACCAAAGAUUGCACUCGACAACUCAAGAUAACUCUCUAAAUAAGCCAUAGGCCGAUCUGUCUUCGGGUCUAAAAGGGAAUUUUAUUUUUAAGGUGGAUUUUUUUCCUUCUUUUUUUGUGAACAACAGAACGCACUUAUUUCAUGCUGUUUCUUUUUCUUAAUGCAUCAAUGUUAUGCUUUCUACUGUAUGUGUGAACACAAAUGUACAUAAAGAAAUUUUGCUCAACAGUGCUGUGAAAAGUAUUUGCCCCCCGGGAUGGUUUUCUGCAUUUUUCGGACAUGUAUGUAUUCUCUGUAUAUUAAACAGAGAAAAGAAAAAAAUGAACGCAUCCUUUGUUCGUAAAGGCAAAUCAGGCAAAUCAAACUAGGCUUCCGUAAUUAUAAAAUUUAUUUUAUAUUUUACCGACUUUUCGGAUUUAGUAGGCUCUGUUGCUACUAUUGAAUGUUUGGCUUAAAAAGAUGACACUUUGCACAUAUUUUUAUAUUUUUACUUUUCUUUGUGGACCAUUUUAAUGUAAUGUAAUUACUUGAGUGCUUUGCGUUCUUUCCCUGUUUUCCUGAAAUUUUCUUUUGCUUGCAGAAUAGCCUUAAAAAAGUGCAGAUUUGAGUCAGUGAAGUCAUAAUGCAAUACAGCAAAACACAAACAGCCCUAAAAAGAAGCCUAAAACUUCAUCAGUUCUUAAUAUUAAGCAGGUUCUUGUCAUCUGACGUAUGUCCAAUAAACUAUGUCUUCAUGAUAUUGGGAAAAAAUGGCAGUUCUGUGAUAUAAUGCCAGCGGUGUGUUGAUGGCAUUUUCUUCCCACAUUAUUCUUAGGGCCUUAUUUUGCCGAUCUUUAGACGAGCCACCAACCGCGCACUGUGCAGCUUGAUUUAGAGCAUGUCAGUAUGCCUUUGCUAUCGUAACAACAGGAAAAGUAUGCCUUGUGCAGCUUGGUGCUAAUCUUUGAAAAUACUUUUAUCUGCUUUUGCAAAUUAACCCUUUAUUUUAGUUAAAUAAAGUGUUACUAGGGUUAGUUACUACUGCUCAAAAAUCAUUUUUUUAUGAAAACAUGAUUCAGAAAAAAAUGUUCAUACUUACCUUUCUUUCCUUCCAACGCGUGAAAUGUAUGCUGAGCCAAGACUUAAGAUCUUCUUAUAGUACGCACAAAUUAUCCAUAGAACUGGGUAGAGUUGAAUGAUAGUGGCAGUUUCUUCUUUUUUUUACUUCAAAUGAUCACAUUUGUAUUUUAAUGCACACACAAUACACACACACAACACACCGCCUAUGAAACUAUCGUCUUUUUUAUUUUAACUUAUAGCAAAAAACACCAAAAAAAUGAUCUCAGUGUGAAUAUAGAAAUUGUAUACAAAUGUUAAAUAUGUAAAUGCAGAAAAUCAGACGGGUGGCAGGAACUUUCCCACGUCGCUGCAUGUUUGUGGCUCUGUAUGGAAGUGUGUGUUUUCCUGUGUGAAUGUGUCUCUACACGCAUUCAUGGGCUUCUCAAUCCUGUGGAUCACUGAAUAUCUAAUCUAUAAGAUCAUGUUAUGUAAAGAAAUGAUCUCCUGACAAUAAAUGUUAAACACUG
Messenger RNA from Astyanax mexicanus (Mexican tetra), 3281 nucleotides. RefSeq names its product interferon regulatory factor 2 (gene irf2). Gene Ontology annotation, molecular function: RNA polymerase II cis-regulatory region sequence-specific DNA binding; DNA-binding transcription factor activity, RNA polymerase II-specific. The transcript is spliced from 9 exons. Lineage: Eukaryota; Metazoa; Chordata; Actinopteri; Characiformes; Acestrorhamphidae. Gene Ontology annotation, cellular component: nucleus. Bases 228 to 1238 code for a protein of 336 amino acids. The record is from RefSeq and is a predicted model, not a curated record. Gene Ontology annotation, biological process: immune system process; regulation of transcription by RNA polymerase II.